Molecule: messenger RNA, 837 nt
Organism: Rhizophagus irregularis DAOM 181602=DAOM 197198
Lineage: Eukaryota; Fungi; Glomeromycota; Glomeromycetes; Glomerales; Glomeraceae
Source: RefSeq, a predicted model, not a curated record
AUGUCUAACAAAAAAUUCUUUCCAUCGAAGCAUUAUUCCAUUUCUUCCCUCACGCUACUGUCAUACUAGCAAAACAAUAUUCAGGGGGAUUAACGGAAUGACGAAAUGUAGUGUGUAAUUGCUGGUGAAAAUUAAUCCCGAAGGGAAUGUUUUCUCCUACGAAAUUUACAAAUGCUAUAAAAACCCGUCUUUAGCUUUAGCCAGCAAGAUAGCUGACCACGAGAGUGAUGAUAAGUGGGCAGGUAUGGAGAACCAAGAUAGCUCUGUUAAUACGGAAGUGACCACUGUUGAUGAAAUCAAUAUUGGCCCAAUCGGCAACACGCAAAGUAGAGAAAAGAGCAGUAUUUCGGAAUCUGAGAGACCCUCUCUUGUUAAUCUUAAAAACCUUGGAUAUAAUAUCCUCAAAAGUCUUGAUGAUGAAACUGUUGGAGAUAUUGAUUUCCCAGAACUAGAUUCAUGCCCCGAAUGUGGCAAUGACAUUUUAAUGUCUCCUCUCAAAGCAUUCUCAUACCUCGCCUGCGGACAUAUUUUUCACAGACUCUGUAUCAAAAAAAAACUUUUUAUUGGUACUUCAAGCGCAUGUCCAGCCCCCGACUGUGGAAAGAGUGUGGACAUCUUAGAUCAAGCUGAUGGCCUUACUAUCAUUUCCGAUCUGCCAAUACCUGAUUCCAGAGUGACCUCUCAAUCAAGUGGAAUUUCACCUUUAUCCAACUUAAUGGGGACGUUUACCCUAUCUUCACCACCUAUACGGAUGGGAGGGAUCAAGGGUACAGCAACUCAGCAAGUCAAAAGUACUUUGAGAUGUGCUAAAUGUUCUGAAGAUUUUUCUUCAUACCU